Aplysia californica (California sea hare) is the source of this 17313-nucleotide messenger RNA. RefSeq names its product intersectin-1. NCBI's taxonomy places the organism in Eukaryota, Metazoa, Mollusca, Gastropoda, Aplysiida, Aplysiidae. The record is from RefSeq and is a predicted model, not a curated record. Gene Ontology annotation, biological process: positive regulation of Rho protein signal transduction. Gene Ontology annotation, molecular function: calcium ion binding; protein binding; guanyl-nucleotide exchange factor activity. The coding region runs from base 177 to 6713 and encodes 2178 amino acids. The transcript has 46 exons.
CACAACCGGGGGGCACUCCGCAAACUGAUAAUAAUAAUUUCGAUCUGUGUGCCUCUUGUCGUGGGGUGUCAAAAUAAUGAUUGUAUUUUACAUCAGCAGUUGAACUGUAAGAUAAACUGCAUUUGCAUGAUAUGAGGAUUUCAAUGAGAUAGUGAAGGGACAGUGAACUUACAGUCAUGGCAGGAAGUCAAGAUGCUUGGCGAGUAACUGGGGAAGAUCGGGCAAAGCAUGAUGACCAGUUUUAUACCCUGAAGCCUGUCAAUGGCUUUGUGACAGGUACCCAGGCAAGAGAUUUUUUCAUGCAGUCUGGUUUAGCGACGAAUAUUCUUGGACAAAUAUGGACAUUAGCAGACAUGAAUGGAGAUGGGAAAAUGGACAGGAAAGAAUUCUCCAUUGCCAUGCAUUUAAUAAAGAAAAAGCUCCAAGGAUAUGAGUUGCCCAAAGUUCUGCCAGCCUCCCUGAAAGCUGAUCCAACUCCCAUGAUGGGUUCUUUCGCACAACCAGGCAUGGGUGGACCCAUGUCUCCUGCUAUGGGAAUGGGAUUUCAUAUGGGAGGUGUUCCAGCACCCAUGGGUGGAGGAAUGGGCAUGCCUGUGGUUUCAAUGAUGCAGCCCCAGGCGUCUCUAGGCACGGGUACAAUGACGACUGGAUCCCUAGGCAUGGGCCCUCGGAUGGCCAAUGGCACAGCUGGGGGUAUUCAGCAGGUGCCAGGUGCUAUGCCAGUUGCAGGGGUAGCUCCCACAGGUGUUCCUGGUGCUCCAGUCGCUGGACAAGGGGGCAGUAAGUGGGCAAUGCCUCACAACACAAAACUGAAACACACUCAAACUUUUAAUGCCAACGAUCGUAAUAAAAGAGGAUAUUUGCUGGGUGUAGAAGCAAGAGCAAUUUUGAUGCAAUCUGGAUUGCCUCAGCAAGUUUUAGCUCAAAUUUGGACAUUAGCUGAUAUCGACAGAGACGGCAAGCUGACUUGUGACGAGUUUUGUAUUGCUAUGCAUCUCUCUGAACUGGGGAGAAUGGGCAUUACUUUGCCACCAACUCUGCCACCAGAAUUACUGCCGAGCAAGUCCCGAUCAGGGAGUGUCACAUCUCCCCCACCAGCCAGUGCCCAGCCCACAACACCAAAGAAGGAUGCCUUCACAGACCUCUUGGGUAACGCUGGCAUGCCUCAGCCUGUUGCUCCUAUUCCAGCUAAUGCUCAGCCAGCUGAGGAUUUGUCCAUAGAUGAUCAGGUUACUUUUGAGGACAAGAGAAAGGAGAACUUUGAUAAAGGCCAAGCAGAACUUGAAAGGAGGAGAGCUUUGUUGCGAGAGCAGCAAAAGAAAGAAGAAAAUGAACGUUUGGAAAAGGAAAGGCAAGAGGCUGAGAAGCGAGAAAGGCAAAGGUUGGAAGCUGAAACUCGAAGGCAGGCUGAAUUUCAAAGGCAGCUUGAGAAACAGAGAGAGAAAGAAAGAGAGAUUGAAGAGCAAAGACGAAAGAUGUUGGAACAGAGAGAAGCUGCUCGGCGAGAGUUGGAACGCCAGAGGCAGAUGGAAUGGGAAAGACAAAGAAAAGAACAACUGAUUGCUGAAAAGCAACGGGAGUAUGAGCAACUGAGUAUACUCAAAUCACAGAUGGCCAAACUGAAGAAUGAACUGGAGUCCUUGGAUGCCAAGAAAGCAGAGUUGUCCCUGAAAAUCACUCAAGUCCAGGGUGGUGUCACUGAUUUCACCACCAGCAUCGAUGGAAUGAGAGUAUCUCGUGACCGCACCCUCGCUGAUAUUGACUUAUAUGAGAGGCAGUCAAUGGAACUCAACAAGAAAUCGUCUGGCCUCAACAGCGAGAAGGAUGUCUUGAAUGUUCAAGUUCAGACUGCUCAGGGCACACCUUUAUCGGACGCUCAUCGCACUGUCAUGCAUAGUGUUGACACCAAGCGAACGAGAAUCCAGCAGCUAAACAAAGAAGUGGAACAGCUAGAAAGUGAUACUGAAGCCAGACUGGGAGAGAUUGAUUGUAACAAUGCCGAGCUCAAGAACAUGCAGGAACAAAUAUCCAAACUAGAGAGAGACCUUCCCCUUCUUAGGAAACAACAAGAAGAAAAGAUCACCUUGCAGAAAAAAGCUGCUCAAGAAAUGCAGCAGAAACAGAAGCAAGAAAGGGAACGUCAAGAAAAGCUGAAACAGGAAAUAGAGCAACAGCAAAGAGCUAAAGCAGCGCCUGCAGCAGCACCAGCACCAGCACCUGCAGCAGCACCAGCACCAGCACCUGCAGCAGCACCAGCACCAGCACCAGCUUCUAAUGCUGAUGCCAACUGGUUUGACUUUAACAGUUCGGAUGCUGUGAGUUCAGCAGGUGGUGGCACUACAAGCUCCUCUGUGAACUGGGACUCUGCUUUCUCUGGCACCACAACCACAGCAGGCUCUAGUAUAGCGUGGGGCAGCACAAAUGGCUCUGUAGCCAGUACGGGUUCACAGAGCAAAACUAAAUGCAAAGCUAUAUAUGACUUCACUGCUACCCGAGAAGAUGAACUUACUCUUGUCGCUGGCAUGGAAGUUUGGGUCCUAAAUGAAUCAGAACCAGUGGUAGGCAUGGAAGACUGGCAUCGGGGAGAGAGUAAUGGUUCUGUGGGAUGGUUCCCUAAGGCAUAUGUAGAGAAAGUAGAGGAACCAUCUGGGAAUGUGUUUGGAAGUGCAUUUGAACCGGUGGUACAGUCUUCAACCAGUCAAAAAGUCGAGACUGACUUAUUCAGUUCUUCUCAAUUUACUCAGUCAAGUGCAAUAUCAGAUAGUACCAGUACUGCCUCUGCAAGUCCCUCAUCGGGUACACAGAUCCCUCCAGAAGGUCUACUGGCCAAAGCCACUUACCCAUGGAAAGCGCGACAGGAGGCUGAUCUCACCUUUGAUAAAGAUGACAUUAUUCUAGUCAAGGAGCAGCAAGACAUGAAGUGGUACGGAGAGCUCAAUGAAAAGAGUGGCUGGUUUCCAAAGGCAUAUGUUAAACUGAUUGGUGUUGCCUCCAAGUCAGGAUUGUCAGCUGAAAGUUCCACACCAACCCAGACCAAAGUUCCAGAACCAGCCAGUGUUAGCCCAGCCCCAGACACUCAGGGAGAAUACUAUAUUGCCAUGUACACGUACACCUCUGAUGAGCCGUCAGACCUCACCUUCAGCGAAGGUGACAUGAUCUUUGUGACGGCUGCCUCGGGAGACUGGUGGUCUGGCACCAUCGCUGAGCAGGGAAGGUCUGGCAUCUUCCCUGCUAAUUACGUAAAAAAACUUGAUAUUCAGUUGCAGCCUGAUAAAGCUCCUCCAAAUUCAACGAACUCAGAUUCUCUCUUCGGUGACUUUGGUGGCAAUGAUCCUUUUGGAUCAGAUAUUUUGUCAUCCGCCUCAAACCAGCUGGAUGAUCCAUUCGCCGGGGCAGGUUUGGAUCCCAUGGGUGACCCGUUUGCCAGUGUUUCUGGGACAGCAAGUUCCACAAAUGAUAUGUUCAGUGCAGUUGCUUCACCUACAAGUCCCAUGGAUGACAUGUUUGGCUCCACCACUGCGUCUGCCAUAAGUCCGGUGGACAACUUAUUUGCCAGUGCUGAUCCUGCACCAACAUCUUCCUCCUCAUCAGCUUUUGGCUCGGAUCUACUCUCAGGAUUUGGUGACAUGAGUGGUGCUUUUGGUUCAACUGGGAGUGCUUCCUUGAGCACGGAGACCAAACCCACUCAGUCUGUGUCAUCUGCUAUUCUGUCUGAUGGAUCUGACACCACUGUGUCUACCGCUACACCUAUGUCAGAGAAUGUGUCUAACUUGUUGAGCAAUUUAACCUUGGCGAAGUCGGAAGAAAGCAGUGUUACUGCAGUCAAGUCAGAGAAUCCUCCUGACAUUUUAGGGACUACUGCAUCUGGCACGGAACUGCCUGCUGAGGAAGGAGGUGGAGAGGAUCGCUUUGCCGCUUUAAGUGGGCUGGAUUGGGGAGACCUUGGAGUGGAUAAUAGUAAUGAUAAGCCUCAAGGAGGACUCUUGGAUGCCAUAGCACCUUCUCCAACCACUGCGGCAUCAGGUGUCAAGAAAGACGAGGCCUCGGGUGGUGUUGAUGCAUUUAGUACCAGUGAAGAUCUCUUCGGAGGAGGGGACCCAUUUGGAAAAGGGGGCUCUGCUUUAAGUAAUGAUGAUCCCUUUGGCAAAGAAAUGACCACUGCUGUCCUUGAAGGUUUUGGAGCUACAGCAGAAAAGGAAAAUGUUCAUGAUAAUGCGCCGUCUGACAAGCCGGCUCCCGCUCCAGAAGGUUCAGAUCCCUUUGCUGGCGUAUUGUCAGCACCAGUCUCUCAGGGUGACCUAAAAGGUUCUGGUGUGCUUGGUGGUGUAGAUUUUGGCCUGUUUGACGGUCUUGACCAAGGCACCAGCCAGGAGAAAUCAUCCUCUAAAAAUGAUGACCUGUUCUCUCUGGACCUAGUGGCUUCUCCGACAAGUGCCAAGCCUCCUCAAAGUACUUCCAGCCUCCCAGAUCUGGUAGCUCUAGAGCAGGAUGCCCUUCAGAACAACUCGCUGGAGAUUAAACUCAAAGAUGGGAUCAUCACUAAAGACAACCCAGCCCUCAGCUCUGCCGCUAUGGAGUCGAUGACCACACAAGUUGACUCAGGCAUGGGUAGAACUAGAAGUGGGUCAAGGCGAGCCCCACCCCCACCAGUAGCCAGUGCCGGAACUGCUCCUUCUGCUCCGGACAAAAAUGCUGGGGUAUCUCUCAACCCCGAGCAGAAAAGCACCAAGAAACCAGAGAUUGCUCGGGUAAUAGCACCCUAUGUGGCAACUGGCACAGGCCAGUUAAGUCUUGAGACUGGCAAUUUGAUCAACGUGCGUCAGAAAAGUCCUCGUGGCUGGUGGGAAGGUGAACUCCAGGUUCGGGGGCAGAAGAAAAAGAUUGGAUGGUUCCCAGCAAACUAUGUCAAGCUCUUGGGCUCAGCUAGUGCAAGGUCCACCCCAGAACCUACUGCUGCUGGCGGUCUUAUGGUUGGAUCACAAGGCAGCCGCUCAGCCACUCCUCAGAGCAUUGCCAGUCAGGAUGGCAUGCAAGGGAUUAAUCAGCAGGAGACAGUGGUGGCCCUCUAUGCAUACACAGCUCAAAAUGAUGACGAGCUGACAUUCCAGAAAGACGCAGUCAUUACAGUCCUCAGCCGAGACAACCCUGACUGGUGGAGUGGUCAGCUGGACGGCCAGACCGGGGUGUUCCCAUCAAACUACGUCACCCCGAACCCUCAGUCUCAGUCGUGGAUGAAUGACAACGUUCAGGAGGAGCUGUCUAAACUAGAGCGAAAGCGCCAGCGUGUCAUUCAAGAACUCAUCAGCACCGAGGAGUCCUACAACUCUGAUAUGCUGAUUGCCCUGGAGGUGUUUAAGAAGCCAUUGAUUAGUGGUAACGUCAUGCCAAAGGAACAAGUGAACCAGAUAUUUGUCAACUGGGAGGAGCUCAUUGUGUGUAAUAAAAAGCUGUUACAAGCCCUUCGAGUCAGGAAAAAGAUGUGUGGGAAGAAUGGAGUCAUCUUCAUCAUUGGGGAUAUUUUAUGUGAAAGUCUCCCUCAUAUGAAUCCCUACAUGAGAUUUUGUAGCUGCCAGCUAUCAGCUGCUGCUGCAUUGCAGAGAGCAGCAGAAAACAGCACAGCAUUUCAAGAGUUUCAUAAGUUGUGCAUGCAAAACCCGAAAGUCAAGGGAGUACAUCUUAGUGGCUAUUUAUUAAAACCUAUGCAAAGAAUAACAAGGUACCCUCUUCUUAUUGAAAAGAUUCUGAGCAACACGCCGACAGAGCACGCUGACAGGAACAAUGUGGAGGAGGCCUUGAACCUGGCUCAGGAGCUGUGCAACCAGGCCAACCAGUGUGUGAAGGAGAAGCAGAACUCUGACAGCCUGGAGUGGAUCCAGUCGCAUGUCCAUUGUGACGGUCUGGCAGAGAACAUUGUUUUUAAUUCAACUACGAAUUGUUUAGGACAACGAAGACUCAUAUUUCAUGGCAUUUUGUACAAGGCAAAAAGCAACAAGGAGCUUAUAGGAUUUUUGUUCAAUGAUUUCCUCAUGCUUGCCACCACAUCACGUCCUUUGGGCACUACCUUCAGCACUGUUCACCUCUUUGAUACAAGUACACAGUUUAAAAUGUAUCGUGUUCCCAUUUUCCUGAAUGAAGUAACGGUAAAGAAGCCUGUUGAUGACACAGAUCCUACUUUGUUCCACAUCACAAGUGACAGAAUCAUCAACCUGAAAGCUGUGUCCCAUGUAGAGAGGGAUACCUGGAUCCGAGAAAUAGAAGCAGCCUCCAAACAGUACAAAGACAAAGCAAAGAGAAAGCUGGAGAGAGCCCACUCGGUGAAGCGCCCUAGUGUUGGCAGAAUCCUUGUUGUCAUUCAAGAGGCUUGCCACUUGAAAGCCUCUGAUCAGUCCGGUAAAAGUGACCCAUACUGUGAGGUUAGCAUGGGGUCACAAGAACAUCGCACAAAAGUUAUUCCUGGAACUUUAAACCCUCGAUGGAAUGCAUCAAUGCAGUUUCUUUUACGGGAUGUAGAGAGGGACACCCUCUGCUUUACGGUGUAUGAUCGGGACCUGUAUUCUCCUAACGAUUUCUUAGGCCGCACUGAGGUUCGCAUUAAGGAUGUUCUAGACCAGAGUGGAGACAGGCGUGGACCAAUAACUAAAAGGCUCAUUCUCCAUGAAGUUGAAACUGGUGAAGUUGUUGUGAAAUUAGAUCUGCAGCUCUACGAGCCAUAGCAUGACAAGUGUAGAUGUUUUGGGAGGGGGAUACAUUUAUUCUGCUGUACUCAAGUUACAAUUUACUCAUUUCCCUACCAAGCAAUUUAGAAAUGUUGUAAAACAGUGUGAAACAGUUUCAGGUGAAUCAAGAAGGCUCUAUAUGUGCUGAUUGUUUAAUAAGAUUAUAACAUUGUUCAAGUCAUUCCAGAGGCAUUGAUGAGAUAUUGUCAUAAUGUGUAGAAUUUGUUGCCAUUUGUCUUUAUGGUCACGUUUUUUUCCUCCACUCUUUCCUUCUUCACUCCGUAUGUCAUUCUCCCAUUAUUUGUGAUGUUCUUUUGCUUUUCAUCUGUCCUUUUCAUUUCGUUUUCAACUUUGUUUGUAGUUAACUAUUCUGCAGCAUUGAUGAACAUAUACUAUUUCCUGCAGCCAUGUCGGUCUGUUAUUUGUUAUCUGUCAUGACUUUGAGGAGUCUCCUCUUGGCUGUCAGUUUAAGCGCAGUCUCUGGCAAGAUGUGCCCAUGUGGAAAAAAAGCUUCAUGUAAUAGGACUCUGGCCCCUUUUAUUCUAAAAGAAACAUAGUAAUUAAUGUUUGACAAUCACCUUUAUUAUUAUCUGUAGAUGGUGGAACAGUGCUAUAUGAGAGAGAGUUUCUUAUUUAAGAGCGUGUGAGGACUUUCUUCUCCCUUCAUCCUGUGUUUUUUCCUGUCCAUGUACUGAAGCACUGACAGAAUGCCCACUUAUUUUAGAAGUAAGACUAACAAAAAUUCUGUUGCCACAAGAAACAAUCAACAACAGGUUUUGUCAUUUUUUGUAUGCAGUUUUGUCGUCAUAAUACUCAGACAUCCUAGUCACCUUUCAAAAACAUUUCUUUUACUUUUAGCAUCCGUGUGGCAUUUUACAUCUUUCAUUUUGUUGCCAUGGUUAUAACAGGCUUUUUGCUUUUUUGUUUUGCUGCAUUGUACAGUCUUGUUGAUUUUUAGAAUAAAAAUCAGAUUACAUUUGCUUUUAUUGUGACAUCCUGGGCUAGUUUUUAAUGCAGUUCAGCUGAAUUGCCAGACAAAAAAUAUUCUUUUGAUAUUCAGUGUGCCAACUUCCUAGAUUUCUAUUUUUGUUCUUGGUGUGUGUCAUGAAACCUACAUUUCUCACUUUGUUCACAUUGUGUGUAUCAGCACUUUGCUGUCUCUUUGAAUACAAUGAUCUAAACGAUAACUCAUGCUUCCUUCAAAGUGAAAACUUCUCUUCACUUUGUAUGAAUAGCCAUACGUCUUCUACUUCAAUAACCAAUUUAUUCACAGUGAAUGUAUAUGCCUUUUUUGUAUCUGCUCUUCCAUAUUACCUACCAAAUCUUUGUAUUGUCAGAAGUUUUGCUCAGUAGUAAUUAACACAUAAGUCCUUGUAGUGCAUGCUUUUACACGCAAACUAUAUACUUUAUACAUAUGUAUGUGUUCCUUCACUCUAGAAUCUAAAUAAAACGUAAGUUUUCUUGUGUCUGGAUAGUUGAUUGACAUCUGAAGGUGGGACAAGGACAACACAGAACAAGACUUGUGUUUCCAGCUUACAUUAGCUGGUAGAAAGGAACUAUUUUUUUCAUUGUUUCCUGUUCAUGCCAUUUUCCUGUUUAAGCCUGCUUCUCCAUUUAGAAACCAAACCGAGGUCUGCAUAUGGUUAGAAUAUAAUGUUCUGUGUGUGUGAACUUUUGGUUUUACAUGUAUUUGUAUUUUUUAUCUGUGGCUGAGAUUGAGAUGCUUUAGAUUAGCCGAGAGCCACCUUCAUCAGUAUCCAAAUCCCCUUACAUCCCCCCCCCCCCUUUUUUUUUCUCGAAAGAUCUGCAUUUUACUUACCUGUGAACAUGUAUAUGUUGAAGACAGACCUGUGAUGAAAAACAGUCAUUACAUUUUAAGUGAUGGAAUGUUUUUCAAUUUGCUAUCACUUUUGAUGACAGUAUUGCAACAGGGUUUGAAUUCUCAGUGUUUGAAGUGUAAAUGGUUUAGCAUUAUGUACAAAGUCAUUAUCCCUAACCUUUUUGUUUUAAUGAAUAGAGACAGUUCUUAGAAUAAUCUAGGGUGCAGAAUUAUAUCCCAACAAGUAUGUUAAUUUGGGACAGAGAAACAACAGAGGAAUUUAGAAAUAAAUUUUAUACUGCUUGACCAUCCCAGGAAGAAUCCGUUCGAGGAAUAAUCUCCCAGCCAGCAUCCUUUUAAUAAAUUGGUUUGUGUUGAACCUCGAGACUCAGACCAAGGAUAAAAAGGGCUGGAAUGGAUAUGUCUUAAAGUUAAAAGGAUGAAAGCAAUGUGUGAUAAAAAAUGAUCUGAGAGAUGGAUGAAAAUAUAAUCAAUUUUCAGUGGUUUGUGCAGUUGACAUUCAAGCAAAACAGCUUCCACUUGAUGGGAAUGGUUUCUAGGGAGACAGUUGAGAUGUUUUCUGUUUGAUCUGGUUAGUCCUUCAACUGUCUAUGAGUGUUUUCUCAAUCAUUCACAAUAGUGCUUUUGAUGAUUGGUUCAACUGUACUUUAGUCUCUGUCUUAUGCAACAUAGUCUCUUUUGAAAAGGGUUCAAAUAAGUAAUUUAAAAUCAUGUGAAUUACAGAGCUCCACUGGGCUCCUAAUUAAAGAGAAUCUUAAAAUCUCCUGGAAUACUUUUUUUUCUUUCUCAUUCUUGAAGCAGGUUUGAUGAAAGUCCAUGUAAUAAAAAUCUAAAUCACUAGCAAAUUUCAAAAUUAUUUUGUUUUACUUUUUGUUAUUUCUUCCAAGCUUCCUUGGUACUUGAUAAUACUAUUUGUUUGCACUUAUGCAUUGUAUUUUUAACUGUGACAUUAUUUGGUCCUGGACGGUCCACACCACAUUAGAACUUUUAAAUUUUAUUUCUGAAUGAUUUUUGUGAUAGCACAAUGUUAAGUAAUAUCCAAAGACGAAAUUGAAGCCACCAUUUUGUGUGACCAAAUCCAAAUUUCCUUUUUGUAAAAUAAUCUUGAGGAUGUAAACACAGAUCAUGGACUGUUGUGAUUUCUUAUUAGAUACUUUUAUUGAUGUUAGUGAACCUUGUUUGUUUUCAGUAGUAUGAAGAAUAUACAGGCUGUUGAUUAUAUUAGCCUACAUGGUGUUGGAUUGUGUAUUCAUUUAAACAUAGUGAAACAACAAAUUCAGGAAAAAUAUUGUUGCAUGUGAUGAAUAUUAUUUUUUGCCGCAUAUUUUUUAAAACCUAUUAUAUAUGUUACUGUUGAUAAUUUUUAUGAAUACCUUAGUCAGUAUAUCUGUGAUCUUGGCAGGUCACAUGUAUUUUCAUGUCGUGGAAUAUUUUAAAACCAAAUUAUAGUAUAGCUUUUUUGAGCUCUCCUCUCUCUGUUUAUCUCUGUCUUUAUAUGUUUCUCUCUCUCCAUAUUCCUCCACUCUCUUUAUCGUAAUUUCAUGUCUUAUCUGAUGCAAACUAUUUUUUUUUGUAGUGAUUGCCUAUUUUAUGUAAUUGACAUCAGUGGUACAUAUAUGUGAGGCAUGAUGGUGAAAUCAGGCGCUCAUCAAAGUAAUGAAAUUGAAGAAACUGGCAUUUUUCCCACCAAUUUGGCAAUUAAAAAAAAAAAUUUUAACGUGUUGCUCAGCACCUUUUGUGCCCAUCUUGUUGGAUUUUACUGAAAAAUGUUGAUCACAGGUACCAAAAUUGUAACUUUCUAGUGUCCAGGGGUAUUCGAGCUUUGGAAGUCACCAAACUUUGGCAGCCAUUUUCUCUCUAAUUUUAACUAUGAUACCAGGAGACCUCCACCUCCUUCAAUUAGAAAUAUCUCGAUUUCUAUUCAAGAUAGAUGGGGAUUCUUUUAAUCGAAAGCAAGUCAAAUGAACAAGCUUUAAGAUUAUACCUAUAACUCCCUCUGAUGAUGGGCAUGAUCAGCAAGCCAACCCUUUCAUGGAUUCUGGAGAAGAGGGAGGAGCACCUUUGGCAUUGUACUGCCUGUGAUAAUACUAAUUCUCCUACCAAUUACCAAUGACCAAUAACUUCUUAUGCCCAAAAAUUGACGAGCACCUGAUUCCACCAUGUCAUGACACCUGUAUAUAUAUACACAUACAGUUACUCUGUGACACUUAAAGUACUUUGGGAUUUGGCUAUUAGUAUUAGUGCUGUCCUGACGAAUGGGGUGACUGUAUAAUGAAUAUAUAUGUAUUUUUUAAAUGUUAAAAAAUCGCUGGAAUGUUGCAUGAAACAAAACUGAUUUUUUAAAAAAAUUUUGGCCCCGUUUUGAUCUGAUUGUGAUCUGCACCUUAUUGUGAUAAGCUUACAAGUUUCAGUUGAAAAACUUUGAUGACUGAUUUAUUCACAUUGACCCCCAACCUACACCACUCUUUAGUGAUGUCUUCGUGUGAGGAUUGUUCCUCCACAUUCAAUAACCAGUGGCUGACCGAAUCAAUUACUCCAAUGAUGAGUCUGUAUAAUCUUAAACUUCUCAUACUGUAAAGAAAUAACCAAGUUCAAAGAUUCAAUCUACCCUAUGGAGCAAAUGGGUAGUGCCCUCAUUUGGUGAGUUAUAAAUGUUUUAUGCUUGUGAUCAGACUGUGACUUUUUCGAGUGUGAUACACUGUCGACUUGUGGUUUUACCUGUCUUUCUUGAAAUUGUUGCCUUGACUUACAAAAAACAAAAGCAAACACUGAUUUUCAAGUGGGCCUGGUGUGUUUUGCUGACAUAGCAUUUAUUGUUUCUGCUCUUUUUCAUGUACAUAAAAGUUCUUCUGUCCCCACCAUGGGAUUAGUAGGUUUUUAUCUUCAGAAAAAAAUGUUAGUUUGAUAUUCUUUUAAGAAGAAAUUUUAGAAAUCAAACCUCAACUUGCUCUUCAUGUGCUGGUACUGUUAUAUAAAGGUUAUUUGGCCACAGUUUUAAAAGGAGCCAUUGCACCUUAAAACUGAUUUCUAAAGAUUUGAGGACUUGUUCUCUCGAUUCCUAUACUUGACAGUCUCUCUGUGAAACAGUAAAUUUAUUUAGUGUAUUCAAAACUUUAAUCAUUUAGAUAGAAGAUACUCUCCCAAAAGAGACCCCAGUUCAAUCUAUCCCUUGUGUAGUAUAGCUGUGAGGAGAUACUCACAACCCACCUGUGAAUCUGUGGGAGGAUGUCAAAAAGCUAUUACUGUAACGACUUUUUUCCAAAUUUAAAAUGACAUUCAGUGUUUGGUUGUGUAUUUGUCAGCAAUGUCUUAAAAUUUUUCUCUAAAAAGGACUCAGUAUGUUCUAAUAGGCUCCUGGAAUUGGUGGACUGAUUUAUGAUCUGAGAUGGUUUGCUGUGUGAGGGAUAAAAGGUAUCAAAUUUAUGUGAAUUGUUUUCACUUUGUCUAAGUUAAAUUUCUUUAUAGGUAGGCAAAAAGAACCAGAUUGAUGACUUUUGUAUCAGUUUCGGACAAACCCACACAGAUUCUCAGGUAAAUGAUGUUAAGUCAAAUCUUUUGCUUUUAUGGGCUUUUUUGUCAGCAUUUAUUAUUAAAAGAAUAUUAUGUGCAGUGCUUCCAAAGAACAUAGAAAAUAAAACACACUAAUGAUGUGAACAGUUACAACAACAACGGUGUCGCAAUUUUCAGUUAUUUUUAGUAUUGUGGUAGAGGUAUCGCAGUGUGGAGGUCCAUUCAAACCAGUUGGCCUUCAUUUGAGGCGUUCGUGGUCUCAUGUGUUUCUCAAAUGUUACUUAUCAUGUUUUGCUAUGUAAUUCUGCAUAUAUGUGAUUCAGUCACUCAAGAGCAUCAGUUGAUUGCCAUAAGAUAAGAGAACUAUGACGACGUACUGAAAGUACAUGUAUUAUGUGUUCAAAGCAAAGAUCAUUCUAUUAUAAAAAGUUGUGGUCAGAGUUAUGCUUUCCUAUCCAUUAGUGCCAGUGGUUGUUCUAAGAGUAUGGUACAUUCAAUAAUUUCAGUUGAUAGGUCAAGUCCCUCCCACUCUCUUGAAUACUUUCUUUCUACACACAUGUCUGUAUCUUGUCUUUCUUUUGUUUUCACAAUGCUUCACAAUUCUGUUCCUUUUGGUUUAUCAAACUUGAUGAAAUGUGCAAAUUAGCAUGAUUAAUAAUGAUUCUAAAUAGCACUUAGCUGCAUUCGUUACUUAACAAUUUAUUGUUUUUCAGUAUUGUUUGAAAAGCUGGUAAAGAUAUCUUGGCACAUUUACUGCCCUGGCAGCAUCUCAACAAAGCCUUCAAAUGGUGGUUGUGUUUUAGGGUAUAUUCCUUUUGAAUCCCGAAAUGUGAAAUGCAGUAUAGUUUGAUGCAUUGAUUUUAAAAAUUCUUUCUCAGAACCUUCAAAUAAGAAUUUGUCAUUCUUGUAAGCCUAUGUGUCAUGCUUGCCAUAGCACUGUUGGCUAAUGUUCAAUAUAAAGUUACUGUCACACAGCAUAUCAGUGACUCCAGUGCUUUUACUUGACCUAUAAAGCAGGGUCAAACUGAGUUUCUUGUGAAAAACAGUGGUGAUAAGCAGUGUUUUCAUGAAUUAUAAACACAAUUUCUCUCAUAACAGUGAAAACAUAUGUUUUUCGUAAAAGUAUUGUGUAGGUUUGUGGUCCCUCAUACAUUGUGUUAAGGCUUAGCAACUGGUCAAAUAGAGCUGUUUUUUUGCAUUUGUCAUUGUAUGGAUAUUCAGCAAACACGUAUGUCUGGGGCAGAGUUCAUUUUUCUGUAUAUUCAUAUCCCUCAAGACACGUUUCAUCGGUUUGUGAUAUCGAAAUGCGAGAAUUUGAUUUGUUUGACAUCUGUGUUAAAUAUUGAUUAUUUGACUCAGUGUUUCUCUUCUGUUAUUGACUUGAUACCAUCAUACUUUUUAAUCUAUAUCUCACCUUUCUAUCUCUGAAGACUUGUGACCAAAACAGUUGAACAAAACAAGUUGUUAGGCUUCUUUGGAAGACUAAUAGAGUCCUUUCUCUUGAUAUUGGACAUUUUAUGGGGAUGAAAUUCCAACGAUGACCCAUUUUAUGAUGUUGCUGUGUGUUUGCAUGUGUGCUUAUAAAUCAGACAGAGAAGAGAGUGGUUUAAGGAAGAAUGUUUUGUGUGAAUGUGGGUGUGUGUGUGUGUGCUUGUGUGAGAGACAGACAGAGACAAAGAGAAAGAAUGAAUUACUUACUUCGUCCUAGUUCUGCCUGAGCACAGUGGUUUAGUGAUCAGCGGAAUGCUUGAAACUGAGUUGUAAGUGAUCGGAUUCAUUGUACAUUCGUUUUGGGGGUUUUUUGCCAAUGGGUUCUUAAAUGUUGAAAAGAAGACUAAGUGCAAAAGUCUGAUUCAAUAAUGUGGCGUGAUUUAUACUUAUACUUGUCUUUUAAAAAACUGAUUUUACACCAAGGUCCACAGGGGAUGUUAGUGAUUAUAAUUGAUUCAUGGGAUUGUAUCAUGUUGUAAUUUGGUUCAUAAAUUGUUGGUGCAUAAGCUGUCAUUUAUCAUUUUAAUUGUUUUUUAUCUCUUUUUUAACCAUUUUGUUCAUUUGUUAUAAUGUCUCUUAUUUGAAUUGAAAUAUAACUACAAAAAAACGCUUCUUUAUAAGAAAUGAGGAUCUUAUGUUUUUUGUUUUUUGUUACGAUGUUUUUAAGAUCCAUUUGGAAUGCUGAUUCCGCUAUGUGGAGUUUUGGGGUUAUAUUUGUACCUUGUAAUUGUGAUGUAGUGGUUAUGCUUUUUCUCGUAAAUGCAGAAGGCAUCAUGAGUUCAGUUCUCAAAUAAGGAAAAUAUUUCAUCGAGUAUUCCUAUUUUCAACUGAUAGCCUAAAUUAGCUCAGAUAGGCUGGAUCAAAGCAUUGAGAAGGGGGGGAGGUGUUAGACCGAUCAACACGGAAAUGAUUCAACUUGUUAAUAUUACAGUGGAACAGAAAAUACUGCAUCUGUAAAAUUCUCAAAAUUUUUUUACUUUCUAACAUUGCAGUUGUUGAUUUACAGGUACCUUUUAUUUGAGUGAAAAUUCAUAUUAUUUUUGCUCCCAAGUUUCUACAAGGGUGCUCUCAGUCUCCGAAAAAUUGGUAAAUUGUCAUGGUCAGUACCUUUGACCAUCAUAUGUUUUUAUUUGAGAGCCCUGUGUGGAGUGUGCUCCAUAAAUAGAUUUCUGUGUCUCGGGGCUUGUCGUCUGGAAAAAGCUUUUUUGAGUUUUUUUUUUUUUUUUAAAGGCGGGUCAAUUUUUUGUCAAGAGCCCAUAUCCCCUUUGAAAACAAAACCUGAGCAGCAGAUUUUCAAUUUGCAAACCUCCAUUUACUUUCAAUCGUGUUCUUGUGCCAUUCCUGUCGUUUUAAAAAAAUCGGCCUACAACCUGCCAUUUUAUGCUUUCAUAGUAUUCUGCAGUCAGUUGUUCUAAAAACUAUAAAAUAUGUUAUUUGAUGGCAGACUGUUCUAAGAUUAGAACAGCGACUUUAGACACACGGGCUUUGAAGGAAAAGGUUUGGUCUAAAGAAUCAUCAACAAGCUCUCUCUCAAGCAACCAGCUUGUGGUGGUUUUUUAAUAUGAUGCAAGGAGCUAAGAAUUCAUAAAUUUCUUUCUAACAUUUUGUUAGUGAGACUGCUGACAUCAUUUGUAGUGCUUUGAUAUAAUUUUUCAAUUUAUAAUGAUUUCAAAAUGGUCAAGAACUUUCUUAUUCUCAUGAGACCAGGCCUGAGUUUUCUGCUAACACAAAAGCCAACAGGACUUUGGUUCUGUGAGAAUCAUAGCUACUUGGAAAAAAUUACACAAGCCUAUUUUUUCUGCUUUAGAGGGUGAUAACAAAUUUGUUAAACAUGAUAGAGUUAAAUAUGUAGGCCUACUAUUCCUUGAUUUUAUUCUUCAGUUUGAAUUUUCAGCUUGGAACAAUAUCAUAAUGGAUGAAAAAUUAAACCUGCCAUUAUGGAUUAUUCUUAAAGAUGUAAGGAAUAAAAAAGUUAUUGCAUCACCUUCUAAGCACAGUACCUUGCCAUAAUUCUUAAUUAUUAUGUGGCAUAACAGCUUGGCUGAAGGUGCCAUCUUUGGAAAAAGUUCUUCUGUCUUAAUUUUGUCUUUUGUCAUAGAGUAGAUCAAAUACUUUUGAGGCACGCACUGCUGUACACAUUACUUAGCAACUAACACCUGCUUGUCACUAUAAGUUCUAAGCAUACCACAUUUGUGUUCAUAAUGAGUUUUGUUUUACUGUUUUACUGUUUCACUCUCAUUAUUACUACUUGUACCCUUCUUUGUGUACUAAAUUAAUGGCUCAAAUCUGUCUUUGUGUGUAAGCUAAGACUAUCCAAGAAUAAUUACGCACAUCAUGACCAUACUCCUAUACGUCGAAAUGAGUUUUUCAUGCCAUUCUUCGGAAUCACAAUAUUUUUAUAAUAUGUACCUGUCUUAGCUGAUGAAGGAAGUAUUUUCUAUUUGCAGUUAGGAAUAGUAAAGUGAUGAUCUGAUGCUGUUUUGGGAAUUUUUUUCAUCUAGAAAGUGUUUGUAUCAUAUAUCAGUAACUUGUAUAUUAUUAUGCCAUAGUUGUUAAAGACCUGCUCGAAAGUUUUUUCUUCUCUAGAACCUUUUUAAUCAUUUCCCUUUUUGGGGAUUCAACCUGUGGGUGAAUGAAUAGUCCAACAAUUUAUUCCGACAGCUUCUAAGUCAUUUUAUCCUUAAGAAUAGGCCUACCACGUUUGUUUAUUUUGUGCAAGCCAUUUUUUUUCAAUCUUAUUUUAUUUAAGAUUUGAGUGAAACGUUUGGAGAAAUUUCAAAUAAAAUUCAUGGAUGUUUAUUAUAAAAAUUUUGAAGUCUGAUCUUGUACUGAGAUUUUUUUAGAAACUAUAUCAAUGAGUUUUGUUGUUUUUUUCUUGGCACCAAUGUCCACUAAAGGGAGGGAGUUGAAGUAAUGUUAAUAAAUAUUGUGGCUUUCAAGCCAGAAAUUUUACUGCCAAUGCUCUCUCCUGAGCUUAAUCAAUGCUGGCUAGAUCUGUUUGGGGGUUGUUGUUUUUUUUGUGGGUUUUUUUUUAUCUGUUUGUGAAAAGCAUAUGGAAAAGUGAAUGACGCCAUGAUAAGUUGGUGUUAGAAUAAGUAUAUUAUUGAUUGAGUGAUUCCAAGUUGUUGUUCGUUACAUGAUAUAUUGUUUAAGACUUAUUAUUUUGCAAGUGAUAUUUUUGUUACACAUAUAUUCUACAUGAAUUUCUUGUUCAUUUAUGAACUGUCCAUCUGCUUUCAUGAGAUACUGACAAAUGAGAUGAAAACAGCAGAAUACUAACCCACAAGGGGAUUGAAUUGUGUGUUUAGUAUUGCUUUACCUGUUUGCUUUAGGGCUAGAUAUAAGGUGUGUGGGGUGUCUUUUUUUCUUGUAAGUUUUUUGGUUUGGUUUGGAUUUGUUUGGUGUUGGUUUUUAAAGAAUAUCUGAGUGUGUUCGAACCUUGACAAAAGUUUUAUAUUUUUAGGAUUGCAGGAAGGCAUAAUUUCAAUUAAAUGGCAAGCACUUCAUUUUUAAAUUGCUGUUUUGUGGAGUUUUGUGAAAGGGCAAACACAGAUGUAGUUGAAUUUCAAAGCAACAAGAUAAUUUACUGUACCUGUGUGAUGCUUGAUGAGAAACUCAGAAUUUAACACAGUUAAUGUUUUUGGGGUGUUGUUUUUGUUUAUUCAUUUUCUAAAUUGUCAUGAAAUCCGGAACACUGUACGUAGUUGUUGCGCAUUCAUUUAUUGACCAUUAAUAAAUUACACUGUUUCAAUGUAA